Molecule: messenger RNA, 763 nt
Organism: Euleptes europaea (tarantolino)
Lineage: Eukaryota; Metazoa; Chordata; Lepidosauria; Squamata; Sphaerodactylidae
Gene: HDHD3
Product: haloacid dehalogenase like hydrolase domain containing 3
Exons: 2
Coding region: 10-762 (250 amino acids)
Source: RefSeq, a predicted model, not a curated record
CUGGCUUAAAUGAGAAGGCCAUUCAGGAGUUACGCCACAAUGCUGAAGCUACGGCUUUUGACAUGGGAUGUGAAAGAUACUCUACUUCGACUCCGGAUUCCUGUGGGCGAGAGUUACGCUGCUGAGGCCCAGGCCCAUGGCCUCCACGUGGAAGCUGAAGCGCUCAGCCGAGCCUUCCACCAGGCCUACAAGGCUCAAGUCCAGCGCUUUCCCAACUAUGGCCUAGACAGAGGCCUUAGCUCCAAACAGUGGUGGCAGGAUGUAGUCAUGGAAACCUUCCGGUUCUCAGGAGUCCAUGAGGACAAUGUCCUCCUGCCCAUUGCGGAGAAACUCUACUGGGAUUACUGCAGCAAGCGCAACUGGGAGCUGCUACCAGGUGCCAGUGAGACCCUCCAGCAGUGCCGGCAGUUGGGCAUCCGCAUGGCUGUCAUCUCCAACUUCGACCGGAGGCUGCCAGAGAUUCUGGCUCAGUGUAACCUCCAUCAGCACUUUGAAUUUGUCUUGACCUCUGAGAGCGUGGGCUUUGCUAAGCCAGACAAGAGGAUUUUUCUGGAAGCCCUGCGGAUCUCUAGGGUACCCCCUCCCUUGGCAGCCCAUGUUGGGGACAACUACAUGAACGAUUACAGGGCACCGAGGGAGGCGGGGAUGCACAGUUUCCUAAUUAGGACAGCCAAGAAACCUGCCAGCUGGGAGACAGAAGUGCCUCAGGAGCACAUCUUGCCCACACUUACAUACUUGCUCUCUCUUAUAGAGAAAGGCUAAG